Molecule: messenger RNA, 2896 nt
Organism: Haliotis rufescens (red abalone)
Lineage: Eukaryota; Metazoa; Mollusca; Gastropoda; Lepetellida; Haliotidae
Exons: 4
Coding region: 161-1759 (532 amino acids)
Source: RefSeq, a predicted model, not a curated record
AGCCAUUUCAUCAACAAGGCCAAACUACUAAAAAUAGAAUUUUAGAUACUUCCGCUCUAUUUUGGGUUCGCGCAUGCGCGAAAAACGAGGGACAAACAUUGCCAUUUUGUCCCUCUUCCGCUUGUUAGAAUCGUAGCGCGGUUUCGGAUAUUUUAACACGAUGCCAGCUAAACACUGUGCGUAUGGGAUCUGCCGAAGUGACAACCGCUAUACGGAUAGGCCUGACAUGGCAGGGAUCCAUUUUAUUUUGUUUCCUAAGUUUCACAAGCAGCCUGAGAAGUGUACAAGGUGGGUUCGCGCCUGUCGUCGAGAGGGCUUUACGACGGACAAGGUCAACAAGUACACCUACAUAUGUUCAAAGCACUUUAUCGGCGGGAAUGGUCCUUCACUUGAACAUCCCGAUCCUAUCCCGGUAACAUAUACAUUUGAUCAGGUGGUGAAAUUUUCUAAGAAAAGAAAGAGCCCUGUGGAGAGAUGUCCCCUUCCAAGUAAGGUAUCCAGGUUGGAGCCCACUUCUACAGCAGGUGAUGGCCUAUCUUUACUUGCAGUGUGUGCAGCUGACGACCCAUACACCUCUAGAAAGCACCUGGAGUGGCAGGAAACAGUCAAUACUGAAUUGGAACAGAAUGUCUGUGCUACUGGUGCUGACAUAGAAGAUGCUACCUUGACUGAGCUCAGGUCCAGUGAUGCUGCCUGCCAACCAAUGCCAACAACGAAGCAUGAGUCCAAUCAGACUGAGUUUGUGUGUUCCAGCAUUCUGGUAUCUAAAAAUUAUGAAAAGAUGACAGCACAAGUCCCUGAUUCAGAUUGUGAAAUAAGCAGGGAUCUUGACAACAAAAGCUGUGAUUUACUAUUUAUUAAUUUGGUAUCUAAUAAGAAGAAAUUCAAGUACUAUACUGGCAUGAAAACUGUUCAUUUUAAUCAUCUUUUUGCUUCCCUUGGUGACAGUGUAAAUGACAUCUGUUACUGGCGUGGAAAUAAGAUAAGUUCCAGUAAACCUGGCAAGUGCCGGGUUUUAUCAAUCAAAGACCAGCUUGUUUUGACACUUGUCAGAUUAAGGAGAAACUUUCCAACAAAAGAUUUAUCCUAUAGAUAUAACAUCAGUGUCGGUUCUGUUUCCUGUAUCAUUACCACUUGGAUUCAGUUUUUGUACAUGAAAUUUAUUACUUUGAAAGAUCACAUCUUUCCUUCUAGACAUCUUAUCAGGAAAACAUUGCCAUCUGUGUUUAAAAGCUUCAAAAACAUCAGAGUUAUUGUUGAUUGUUUCGAAGUGUUUUCUGAGCGACCAAGUGAUUAUGGUGAGCAAGGUAACAUGUACUCUCAGUACAAAACUCACAACACCUUGAAAGUUUUACUUGGUAUUUCUCCAACUGGUGCUGUUACAUUUUUGUCUGAUGCAUAUGAAGGUAGCAUAUCAGACAGAGAUAUUAUCAGGAAAUCAGGCUUUCUGGAAAAAAUUAACCCAGGUGAUUUGAUCUUAGCCGAUAGAGGCUUCAAUAUCAAAGAUCUCCUCAUGAGCCGUAGAGCACACUUGAAUAUUCCUCCAUUUCUAGGCAAAAGGGACAAGCUGACUCCUCAAGAAGAUAUCUUGACUCGAUCUAUUGCUAGAACAAGAAUACAUGUGGAGAGAUCAGUGGGAAGGUUGAGGGAGUAUCGUAUAUUAAACACAGUUAUUCCUCUUUCAAUGAAACACUUAGCGUCCCAGAUAGUUUUUGUUAUAGGAAUGCUUUCCAACUAUCAGCCACCACUUGUUAAAUAGGGCAUUAGCCCAUUACCAUGAUUGAAUUUAUAAUACAUGUGAUAGGAGGUACGAUAAUUCUAGUCAGAGUAGUUGUAGUUAUCGGCCGAUUAUUUUUCAAUAUCUCAUAAAUACUACUUUUUUUUACAAUAAAAAGCGCACUAAAACAUGUACAUCAUGAACCAAGUCAUCACUCAGCAUCUAUCGCCAGGUUCCAUUUGCGAUGCCAUAUAUCGGUGAUCAAUCAUGACUUGUCACUACCUGCAGCAAGAAAUAAUAAAAGAGUAAUAUUGCUCGUCAAAUUUUUAUUGACACCUCAUGUAUAUGUCCACGGCUGGCGCUGGUGAACAAUUUUAGACUCAUGUCUGUUUCAGUUUUCACUGCGUCCUUAUCAAAUAGCUACUAAUUAGUUAAUCAGUUUUAUUUUUGUGAAUGUAGAUGUUUGAAUCAUUCACAAUUGUGAUCUGUUCUGUGUCAUAAUGUUCAUACAUAUUAUCCCAGAAAAUCGUUUUUGGAAUCAUGCUAAACUUUCUUCAAAGACAUGCAGCCAUCAUCAUAUGAGCUUUGAACCACUUUAAUAUUUAACAGCAUUGUUGGCUGUAGUACUUCACCUGUGUUAUUACAUGUCCCUGAAGGUGAGAUGUAUCGUCAUAACUGUUAUUAGAAUACAAGGUAUUACAAUUAUUUCACUGUUUAUCAAGGUAUUUUUCCCAACAACUGCAGCAUGUAUUGGAAUGAUCAUUUGAACAUGGUAUUGUUGUACAAAUUGAUAUGUCUGUCCUGGGAACAGGCCUGAAACAUUGACCCAGUUUCCGUAUAGGAGGUAUGCACACUUUUGUACAGCGUGAAUAAUUGACAUGUCAAGACUACAAGAGUAAACAUUACGGAGGUAUCACUCAGCGAGAAGUAUGAUUCGUUGUGGUUAUAUUAAAAAAACUACACACUCACAACCAUUGUUUCAAUUGUAACAGUAUCUGCAUGUCUCCACUGAUCUAGUUUAUGAUAAAAUAAUAUUCCAACAAUGUAACUAUUACUUUGAAAAUAGUAAUAAUGAAAAAUAUUAAUAACAUUACCGCUGUAGAUAUGCAAAACAUUUUUAUGCCUUUCAGCCCAACCAUUUUGUCACCGCCAUAAUUGUUUGUUAAACUCUAAACAAUG